Penicillium canariense is the source of this 2646-nucleotide messenger RNA. Its product is annotated as Rad4 family protein. NCBI's taxonomy places the organism in Eukaryota, Fungi, Ascomycota, Eurotiomycetes, Eurotiales, Aspergillaceae. The record is from RefSeq and is a predicted model, not a curated record. The transcript has a single exon. The coding region runs from base 1 to 2646 and encodes 881 amino acids. Gene Ontology annotation, biological process: nucleotide-excision repair; mismatch repair. Gene Ontology annotation, cellular component: nucleotide-excision repair factor 2 complex; XPC complex; nucleus. Gene Ontology annotation, molecular function: damaged DNA binding; single-stranded DNA binding.
AUGCCGCCGUUCGUCCCCCGCAAGCGCGUCUCCGAGGAGGACCCGCCCCCGGCCAAACGCCAGGCCCAGGCUCAGCCGGCGCCUAUCUCCGUCGAUGACCCCGACUCCGACUUCGACUCGCCGCUGAGCGACGUGCCCAAGGAGGAUAUCCAGACUCCUCUAUCACCGCACGAUGUUGAUUCUGAUUCUGAUGACGAAGAGGAGGAGGAGGAGGAGGAGGAGGAGGAGGAUAUCGACUGGGAGGAUGCCAUCGACACUAAAACCACCAGCGCGACGACGCCGACCCUGGCUGGGACCGAGCUCCAAGAUCUAGAGCUGAUCCUGGACAAGAAUGAAUCCCACGUCACAGACCUCCUGGACAGCAAGAAAGGGCCGACCAAGAUCGAGCGCCUGAUCCGCAUCCAGUCCCACUGCAUGCACGUCCAGUGCUUGCUCUUCCAUAAUGCCAUUCGCAACGCCUGGGCGAACGAUAAGAAAGCCCAUGAGAUAUUACGUCAUAAGCUACCGGAGGGCAUCCUCCAGGAAGUCAAGAAAUGGCGGAUCGCAUCGGGCUUGGAGCUCCCGGAGCCGAAACCGGAGCCACCGAAGAGUAAGAAGAAAGGGAAACAGGCGCGGAAAAACAAGGACUGGAGUGCGGAUUCUCAGCGAUUGGAGCCAGGCCAGCCAGAUAUGAGUCGGGGUGAUCCGAUCAUUGGCCUGCUCAAAGUCCUGGUUGCGUACUGGAGGAAGCAGUUCCGCAUUACGGCACCUGGCUUGCGGAAGCAUGGCUAUCGCCCGGUCUCCUCGCUGGAGGCUGUGAUCAACGAUUUUAGAAAUGAAGAGAAUGAUCCUGACUGCUAUGGAGAGCGGAUCGCUAAUAAGGAUGAGUUUCGGUCGGCUGCGGAGCGCAUGCAGGGCUCGCGAGAUGUCGGGGCUCAGCUCUUCACAGCUCUUAUCAGAGCCUUGGGGAUUGAGGCCCGGCUCGUGGGCAGCUUGCAGCCACUGGGCUUUGGCUGGACCAAAGCAGAAACCUACACCCCACCCAAGACCGAGGCCAAGUCAAAGGACCCCGUCCCAGACGACGAGCGGGGAGAGUCGAAUGAAGAUACAACACCCGAGGAUGAAGCACCAAAAUUAAAGAAAAGGAAGACACCAUAUGACAAGGAUAUGCCGUUUCCUAUCUACUGGACCGAAGUUGCUUCCCCUGUCACCCAUGAAAUUAUUCCCGUCGACCCGUUCAUCAUUUCCAACCCCGUGGCGACUACUCCCGAGCUCCAGGCGGCAUUUGAACCGCGUGGUGUCAAAGCCGAUCGUGCGAAGCAAGUGAUAUGCUAUGUCAUUGCACAUUCAGCUGAUGGCACUGCUAAAGACGUGACCACACGGUACCUCAAGAGACGGACCUGGCCUGGAAAGACCAAGGGCUUCCGCAUGCCGGUGGAGAAAAUCCCGAUCCCCGGCCUUCGAGGCCAGUAUCUCGAGUUUGACUGGUUCCGGGUGACCAUGCGUGGAUACGAAAGGCCCCCGAACCGCAGGACCAAGGUAGACGAAAUCGAAGAUGCGAACGAGCUCCAACGCAAACAGCCUGAGAAGAAGGAACCAAAGCAGAUGACAGAUACCCUGCAAAGCCUUCGCCAAUCAGCAGAGUUUGUGCUGGAACGAUUUCUCCGGCGCGAAGAGGCGUUGAAACCCGGCGCGGAGUCUGUCCGCAUCUUCACGUCUGGAAAAGGUGCCAAAGCCAAAGAAGAGCCUGUAUUCCGCCGCGCGGACGUGGUGAAAUGCAUGUCCGCGGAGAGCUGGCACAAAGAAGGGCGACAGAUCCUGCCCGGCGCAGUUCCCCUCAAACGGGUCUCCAUCCGAGCCGUGACUCUCCUGCGCAAACGCGAGGUGGAAGAGUUACAGCGCGAGACAGGGGAAAAGCCCUUGCAGGGGCUGUAUGCUCGCGACCAGACAGAGUAUAUCAUCCCACCACCCAUCCGCGAUGGCAUCAUCCCUAAAAAUGAUUACGGGAAUAUCGACUGCUUCGUGCCAAGUAUGAUACCCCGGGGCGCCGCACACGUCCCGUUGCCAGGCACUGUGCGUAUCUGCAAGAAGCUAGGCAUUGACUAUGCAGAGGCCGUUACUGGCUUCGAAUUCGGCUCGAAGAUGGCGGUCCCUGUCAUCCAGGGGGUGGUCAUAGCGGCCGAAAACGAAGACCUACUGAGAGACGCUUGGCGCACUGACGCCGCAGAGAAACGUAAACGUGAACAACUCAAAGCCGAGAAACGCAUCCUGCAGACCUGGCGCAAAUUCUUGUUUGGCCUACGCAUUACUGAGCGUGUGCGAGAGGAGUAUGGUGGCUUUGAUGUUGCGGAAGAUCGCCAGCGAGACUCUCACAAUCCCUUUGCGGCGCGUAAGAAGGAUCAGGGACAGCAUGAUGAGCCUGACAAUGUCGAGGAUGACCAUCUGGAGGAGUCCACCCAUCACGCUCUUGACCAUGGCGGUGGCUUUCUCCUGCCUGGUGAAGGCGAUGCGGAUGCCGACCAUGACUUGAUUGUUGAGCACCAUCACAGUGAUCGACGACGCGCAGCUUCUACCUACCACUUGAGUGAAGAUGAUGGCGGGUUGACCGAAGAAGACAUAGACGAGGAGGUUGGUGGCGACUCUGGAUCGGAGUAUACCACGGGCUGA